CUCUCCUUCAGAGCCACAAGCCAGUGAUCUCAAGAGUCACUGGAAAGGGAAGGAGCUCCCCAGAAGGCCCAGGGGCUUGGUGGGCUCCUGCUGCCCUGCUCACCUGGGAUUCUGAGCCUCAGCUGGUGCCUCUCUCUGUAGCCUUCAUUGCUGACUUCUGGAAACCUCCUGGAGAACUCUGCCACCUGGAUACGUGUGGCCCUGAGCAGCCGCUGUUGCUGUUGCUGCUGCUGCUGCCGCCACCACCACCACCUUCUUCUCAGGCUGCCCAGCCCCCAGCUUCCUCCCACCCCACGCUCUGUGCCUGCGUCCCUCCAGGGCAUGGGCAGGAAACUGCUUCCCGGUGGCCUUUGGUCCCUCAGGGAGAAACCCUCCUUCCUCCCUCUUCUGCUUGCUGCUUCCCUGCCAGCCGGGGCUUUGAGGAGAGGGAAGGGCAACUGGAGUGCUUUGCCGAGCUGCCUUUUGGGCAUCCCCAGCCCCUGAGAGCUCUGAGGAGGAAAUGGGAGAGCUCCCCUUGGGCUUUCUCUGGGGCUCUCCCACUUCUGGGAAAUCUCUGGAUUCUCUUGAGAGCUCCUGGGACAGACUAGCCAGAAGCCUCUUGUUGCCAAGGGCAGUUAGGGCUGGGACUUGGCUGGCGAAAGCAAUUUCCUGGGCACUAGGAGAGACCUGUGGCAGUUAAAUGGGUAGGAAACCCAUCCCAGUGUACAGCUGCCAAGGGAUGCAAGUGUUGGUGUGUGUGUGUGUGUGUGUGUGUGUGUGUGUGGUGCAUGGCAAUGGACUGCUGGCCUCUGUGGCUUCAAGUCCUAAAACUCCUUUGAGAACAAAGCCCUUCAAAGGUGCCUGCAGUUCAGGGGCAGCCAAAAUGUCACCCGGCUGAGUGCAGAGGCCUUGUCUGGUAAACUGCCUCUGAGGGUGGAGAUUCUCUUCUGGACUUUGAAGGGCCUGUGACUUUGCCUUUUCCUGCCCCCCCCCCCGAAAAAAGGAGUUCAGGGUGGUUGGGGUUUUCCCCAAUGGAGUUUUGCAUCACCCCUUUCUGUAAAGGGCCCUGGGAAUUUUUGUUGGAAGAGCAGCGUAGGCCUUUCUAAAAUAAACAAAGGUGGCCCCCCUGGUUUCCCCUUUUCUCCUCACAACAGCCCUGCGAGGGGCCCGCCUAGACUCAUGUCCCUCCCCUUGUCACCGUGAGUUCCAUAUGUUGCGAGGCAGGGAAGGGCCCAGAGACCUGCCCCCCCCCCCCAGUGAUGCUUUUGCCAAGGCGGAGGAAGACCAGCCCUCCUGGUGGAACAAAGACUCUUCUGACGCAAACUGCAAGAUUGACUGGCCUGCUUGCUCUGCGCUUGGGAUGCCUUGGGCUGAGUGGUGAGCAGAGAGUUUUGUGGGGGUGCCAAGGGGUGCCCAGUCUUCCCUGCUGCUGCUGCUGCGCCUGCAGGGCCAUCGCUUGGAGCCACUCGUCUCAGGAGUCUGCCCCAGCGUAGAACAGACUUCAGAACCUUCUGGAGUCUUGGCCAAAUUUUGAGCAGAAGUUCUCCUCCCCCCCCCCUUCCAAGAAAAUAAUGUGUGUUCAAGUUUUCAAGAAUUGCAAAGACCACCACAGGGCAAAGAGCUCACAAUAGUACCAUCCUCUUUUUUGCUUUGUACAAGUUUGGGUCUACGGUAUUUCAUCCAGACAAGACCAGCCCUGAGGAGCUAUGGGCCAGUGACAUCACCUGGCCAUCUCUAGUGGAAGAAACCCUCACUGCUUCCAAGAGAAGAGCCUUUCCUGGCAUGCUUUGUGGCUGAGAGAGAGCAUGGAUGAGGGCAGGGAACUCACUCAGGCUAGAAGAGCCACGCUUGGGAUUGGGGAACUCCAGGGCGGUGGCGGCUGGCAAGCUUGCACAAUGCUCAGAACCCCCCGGGCACAAGAGAGGGAGCAGCAGGAGGACCAGGCUGCCACCUGCCCUGUGGCUCCGGAUCGUGGCAGAGCUUCCCGCCUGCCUCCACACGGGGACCAACGCCCCUUCUGCUUGACAUCAUCUCACUGGUGCUCCUGAAGCAGCUGAGUCCAGGGGGUGAAGCAGCUGCUCUUUCAAACUCUCUUGCUCCCCGGGACCUGGCAGGCAGGGGGCAGCAAGGGCUCCACGGCACCAUUUGCGCCUGCCAGCAGCGCCUUUGGCUGGAGCCCUGCUCUGCCCUUGUCUGUCGGGAUCCUAGUAGCUGGUGUGGGAGGCCAGCAAAUGCCCUUGGCUCUCCCCUCCGAGGCUCCUUUGAGAAGAGGGAGGAGAAGGAAGCGCGGCUGUGGUGUGACUGGCAUCUGUGGUGUGGAUCUGGCCCUGAAGCAAACUCGGAGGCCUCCGCCUGCCCCAUCCUCAACUGGGGCAGCUCCUGCUUCAGGCCCCACGGAACUGGGUGGCUCCUUUGGGUCCCACUGGGCAUUGGCAGGCUGGGCUGGGCACAGGCGGCAGAGGGAGAGCCUCCCCCUCCUGCCACUCGCCACCUUUGGCUUCCUGGCUGCUGCUUCCCCACAACCUCUCAAUGAGCCAUUUUUGUACUUAGUGGGGAACUGAACGGGUGGUUGUCUGACGGGUUUGGUCAGCUGAAGCUGGGGAGGAAAUCAGGAGGUGGGCCAGUACUUUGUCCUGCCAUUUUCCCUUCCCUUGGGCUGGGAAGAGCUUCAGGGCCUGCAGUGCUGCUUGGAAGGCUCUGCCUGGCUUUGCCACCUCCUCCCCUAAGUCUGGGAGCAAGUGGAUGUAGGCUUGGUUGUGGUCGUUGUCCCAGCACCUGAACCCUGACCUUAGGAUCCCCCCUCUGUCCUCCGCAUGCCCCUUAUUCAGAGACAUUUCCCUCUCUGUUAAGAUUCCCACCCCACCCCCCGAAGCCAAAAAAUCUUUGGAAAACCCCCGAGCCCUUUUCUGCCUCUUUCCCUGCCUGUUUUCUCUUCCCUCCAUCUCCACUCCCAGCCCCAUUGAUGAUUCAGGGGUGGUGGGGGGCUUCUUGCAGCCCCGGUGGCUGGCAGUUUUGUCCAUGAGGUUCCCACUGCUCAGCCCCACCUGAGGCUGCCUGUGAGGUGUGCAGAGGAGGCCCUGAAGCUGAAAAGAGGGGAGGCUGCUGGACUCCUGGACUGGAGAGGCCUCUGGGCUUGGCUUGGCUGGGGGUCACCAGGCACUCAUGGCCUCCCUUCCUCCGGCAGCUGUGGAAGAGGAGCUGCCUUGGGGAGAGGACUUCAGGCCUCUGUUUCCCCAUGACCCACUGGAAAUCGGGGGGGGGGGACAAGGGAGAUGGGAAGGCAGCAAGGAUCCUGCACUACUAAAUCGCGUGCCCUGGGGAGGGACUUCAAGAGAAGCCCUCCCCUGCCCCACGUGUGCCUGGGCCCCUUCCCCACCCCCCUCCCUUGGCAGGGAGUCUCUGGUCUGCUCCUGGGCCCAAGUGGUGGCUGAGCCAGAAGCAGCUCCUGGCCUGGUCAGCCCCUUUCCCGGAUGCCUGCCCUGCUGGGGUGGCCAAUGGGCAGCUUCUUGGGGGCUGAGCUCUGUCCUGGCAGGAGCAGGGAAGGGCCUUGUCCCAGGAGCCCCCCACCCUCCAUCGCCUUCCGCUGUGGCUGGCUAGGCAAGGACCGCCUCUCCCUGCCCGGUUGUGGCGGCCGUGGGCGCUGUGGCUGCUGAGGUGAAGGGCUGACCCCUCGGCGCCCGCCAUGUCUGGUCUUACUUCCUGCUUUUAUGGGCUGCCUCUUUCUCUCUCUCUCGCCAACAGUCUUUCAUAGGAUUUUUGCUAAUGGUGAGCAAAUCUCUCUGCUCUGUGAUGUGACUGUGACCUUUGGAGCAUCUAUCUAUAGAGAUAUAGAUAUGAGAGCAUCACUUUGUAUAUUGGCAUAUAUGACGCUCGUUUUCUUCCCUGGUGAAGGCUGGCACCUGGGCUCUAUGUAGCGCCACCCCAGUCCUGCCACCUGUUGGGGCUCCUCGUGUGGGGGGGGGGCUGCCUUUCUGCUGCAUGGCUGCCUCCUGCAUGUGUCCUGGGCUGCUUGUGCCUGUAGAGAAGCUGCUGCCUCCCUUGCAGCCGCCUCCUCCUGCGCUCGUGGCCCUGGGGGGGGGGUCCUGCUUGCUGUUUGCUUGUGGCUUUGCUGCCUCCUCCUCCAGCUCCCUGCGGCCGGCUGCUUGGCAAUGGGUCGGACGCGUGUGGCGGAGCCUGACUCUUGGGAGCUGUGUGCCUGGUGUCGCCUGCGCAGGGGCCUGGAGGUGCUUGGGAGACCCUGGCGGAGCCUUGGAAGUGCUCAGGCCCUGCAGCUGCUCUGCUGCCGCCCCCUUUGGGGAGCUGCCUGCGUCUCCUGCCUUAGCGGUAGGGAGGUCUGCCUUGGGAAGGGCCUUCUCUUGCUUCCACUGCCAGCAAGGAUAAGACACAGGGCUGGCGGAGAAGGCCAAUGCCUGGCGCAAGAUGAGCUGUGCCCUGCAGGCGGCAAGAAAUCCUUGGGCACCUUGGUCCAGGCGAGCUCAGUGGAGCGGAGCAGGUGGAAGCUGGACGGGAGCAGGGCCGAGAGGAGAGGUGGCGCUCGUGGCGCAGAGGCGGCAGGUAACGCGAGGAGGAGGAGGAGGAGGAGGAGGGCGGCCAGGGCGCUGGCGCUGCUUGGGCUGCGUGCAGGUGGCAUGUCUUCUGUGGAGCUCAGCUUUUUCUCAGGGCCCCAGUCUCUGGGGUGGGUGAGUUUGGGUGGUGUGCUCAGUGAGUCUCUGGCGUGGCUGUGUCUCUUGGCGAGGUUUUCAUGGGCUGGGGAUGAAAUUCCAGGGUCUGUCAAAGGCAGAAGGAAGUCUGCAAAACCAAGCCCGCUUGCUUCCUCGGCGUACCACUGGACAGUGCAUUUGAUUGGGACACUUGAAGCCCUAAGUCUGGCAAAGACACGGCAGCUACACCGGAGGGACCUCUUUGGGGCUGGGGGCGCCUGCUAUGCACCCACCCCUGGUUCCUGGUGGGCCAGCCUUCCCCAGAAGACACUUUCCGGAGGAGCCAAGUUGGUGGUCGGGGGCUGGGUCUUCAUCUGCCACAGAGAGAGAGAGAACACUUUCAGGAAAGGGAAGCCCAAGCUUAUUUGACUGCUUUAAGAAAGUGAAAUGCUUUGUUGGCAAAGGCUUGCCUGGGCAAAAGUGAGCCCAGCGCUCCAGGAAGCUGAAGGCCCUGCCGUUCUCCGCCAGAGGAAGGACAGAAGCUGCCCUCUUCCGAGUCGAGAGCCGCGUGGCCUUGUCUCUCUUGCCUGAUGCCAGCAGCUCCGCCUUGCUUCCUUUGCCUGCCUGAGAGCCUCAGCCGCAGGUGCUGCAACUUGAAUGCCAGACUUUCUUCCUGAAAAGCAUGUUCCCCAGCAGAAGGAAGCCUUUGAGCAAGUUUCCCAUUUUUGGCAUGAGGGAUAAAAACACCUUUCUGUGACUAGAAUACGCUUGAUGUGUACGGAAACUCUGCGGACAGAUGGGAUUAGCACAUACGAUUAUAUUUGGUGGCAUAUUUCUGAAAUUAAAAAGAUAGGUACCUUACAUUUAUUUGGAUCAGGACAAGUGUGCCUGAGCUUUUGCUGGUUGAGAGACUGGGGAGCGUCCAAACCAUGGGUAGGCAAACUAAGGCCCGGGGGCUGGAUCCGGCCCAAUCGCCUUCUAAAUCCAGCCCGCAGACGGU
Podarcis muralis (Common wall lizard) is the source of this 5619-nucleotide messenger RNA. The record is from RefSeq and is a predicted model, not a curated record. Lineage: Eukaryota; Metazoa; Chordata; Lepidosauria; Squamata; Lacertidae.